Molecule: messenger RNA, 4441 nt
Organism: Leptomonas pyrrhocoris
Lineage: Eukaryota; Euglenozoa; Kinetoplastea; Trypanosomatida; Trypanosomatidae
Exons: 1
Coding region: 671-4441 (1256 amino acids)
Source: RefSeq, a predicted model, not a curated record
GCGUCUCGGUUAUUUGGAAAGCAAGGUGCGAGUUGCCGAGGAGCCGUUUGCUGCUCGCUGACCCCCCCCCCCCUCCUACUGGUUCUUCUCAGUGCUUUUUUUUUCUUUUUCCUUUCCACGUGUGGGGUAUUUCUUGCCCUCUGCGCAGACUUUCUGAUUAUUUGUUUUGUUUUGUUUUUCUUUAGUAGAGUAGUACGGCAAUUACCACAUUUGUAUACACACCCACGCAGGGCACAUUCACAUCGCACGCACGCCAUUUAGAUUUCCGGUCUGCGUCGCUUACAUGCGGAGGAGCUGCUGUCUUGUGUAUGUGUAUGUGUGUGUGUAUUUCCAUAUUCUGUCGGUUUUUUUUUUUCCCUGGUUCAGUUGUCGCACCGUAGCGCAUGCUGACGCUGUAGAGCUCCGUUAAAAGAGAAGAUAUAUAUAUAUACGUAUAUUCUUUUCUAUUUAUUCAUUUACAGCAACCGUGAGACCGUCUCAGCAGCGCCACUUCACUGCGUUAGCUCCAACCGCAAUUUCAUCUCCCUUCGAAGUCCCACACCAUUCUUUUGUUGUUGUCGCCCUUUUUCCCACCUCUUCGGCGCUGUUGUCGUGAUUCUAUUUGUCGGUUUCUUAUUAUUAUUAUUAUUUUGUAGCGGCGAAGUAGCCCACAAACCUGGUAGAGUGGAAGAUGGACACUACAGCGGAGAGCAGCACUUUCGUGCAGAGUGAGGCGAACGCCUCGCACGCCCACGCGGACACCAACACCGCGAAGGUCGGCAUCGGGGCCGGCAGCGCGGCGAAGCACGACGAGCGGGAGGCGCUGGCCGCCAGCGACGAAGACGAAACAACGAACCCAUACGAGCCGGAAGACGGGGAGCAGCCCCACUCGCAGGGGGACAACACCACCGUAAGCGCAGAGACCCACUCCUCCUCCCUCGCGUCGUCGUCCGCCUCUCCAGUCUCCGCUCGCUCGGCCACGCCGUCGCACGACGCGGCGCAACCCGCGGAGCAGCCUCCGCGAGACGCCGCGAUGUUAGAGUCUGCAGCGACGACGACGACAGUGAGGGGCCGCGAUGGGUCGAACCUGGGGAAUGAGGUGCCGCGCCCCACACACCCCUCUCAGGAAUCCCCGUCGGUGUCCGCCAUGUCGGCGCCGCUGAGCAACGCCGCCGCGCAGCAGCCUUCCCCAAACACGAGCACGGCGUUCCCUGCGGAUGUGUCGUUGAUUGUCGCCUUGGCUGGCGAGGCUGAGGCGGCACCAUCGCCCCCCACGUCGCAGUCUUUCAACGCACCCAAUGGCGUUUCCCCGAUCCGCAGCAAUUUCGUUGGCGGUCCUGGUGGGCCGGGGCGGUCCGCCACUUCGGCCGCUGGUCCUGCUGGUCCUGCUGCCCGCACCUCCCCCUACGCGCAGGCCUCACCCUUCCCCUCCGCACCGCAGACGGCGAACAGCAGCGCCAUGUACCCGCUGUCCGACAGCUACGCCAUCCCGCAGAGCACAGGUGUGAACGCGCCGUCCUUCACCACCUCCCACCCGACCCCCUUGACCAAUGCAACGCGCGACCGGCCCAACAGUGCCAGCACGUCGCCCUACCCACGCCCACAGCCGACCUACGCGGCGACGGCACAAGGGGCAGAGACGGAGUUCUUCGGUCGGCCUGGCCCUCGCGCUGCGGGACCCGCUGCACCAACGAACGCGGCAUCGGCGGGCGCGGUGGCGGUGGUCGGCCCCCCCGCUUCCGAGGAGCGUCGUCUCGUGACCAUUCCUGUGAGCGACAACGACGAGGAGAAGGACGGCGACGCGGACACGUUGCACGCAAAGCGGCAGCGUCAGUGGGGUGUGCCUGCCGACGGUGAGCUGCCGCACCGCUCCCGCCGUCUCCGCCCGGAGGACGACGCCGUCGACACAUCACCGGUGGAGGACGACGGUGAUGGCACGCACUCGGAUGAGGAGCGAGAGGAGGCGGACGGCAGCUACGCCACCGGCAGCUACAGCUACUCCGACUACUACAGCUACAGUGACGAGGAAGACGCGGAGGACUACGAGUACUACGAGGAGUUCUACGAGGAAGAAGUCGAAGAGGACGAAGAGGACGAAGAGGAGCCGCGCAUCGACAUCAUCGAGGGCGAUGGCCACGGCCACACCCUGAACGACAUCCUCUACGGCACCCCGAAGGCGGGGGCCAACCCGAAGAACGACUACAACAAGGACUUCACCGACUCCAUUCGCUCCGAUGUGCCGGACAGUCGCGACGCCGCGAAGGCGAAGGAGAGUCGGCGCGGUCACUCCCACCCACGCCGUCAGCGCGCGGCAGCGGAGGAAGACGUCCAGGAGACGCCGUCCAUGACGCCCACCGAGUCCUCGCAGACGUCUUCACGCUCGGAGCAACAGGAGGUGGAGGAAGAAGAAAGUGAGGAGGCGGCGGCUCGCGGACCGGUCCGUCGUGCUACGCCGGAGCGGGCGGCUCGUCGUCAUCACCGCAACAACAACAAACCGUCCAAGCACGACGAUGAGCCGGCCGAGAGCGAUGACCAGGAGGGGGAGCCGCAAGAGCGGCAGCGUGUCGCGGCAGUCGUGCCGGCGAAAGAUGGCAAGAAGCUCUACAAGCGCGGAGAGCCGUACACCGAGGGGACCUACAAGCCAAAGAAGGGCAAGAAGGAGAAGGAGAAGAAGGCCGCCAAGCACUACGGCCGGGGGAAGGACCUGGACGGUGCUGCGACGAGCAGCGAGGACGACGACAACAGCAGCGGCGGCAGCGGAGAUGAGGAGCGGCACGAGCCCAUGACCGCUGCCGCCGCCGCAACAAGAGUUGGUGCGAAGGCGGCGGACUUCUCCUCGUCCUCGCUGGACGCGACAGAAUCGAGCAGCUUCGAUGGCGACUUCACUGCCGCGUCUCGCGGCGUCUCCCGCCAUCGUCGUGGUGAACGUCGCGGGGAGGCGAAGGCGAAGAAGGGCGAUGCCUCCGCGCACGGCAGCCACAGCAGCAGCAGCAGCACCUUCAGCGAUGGGGAGGAGGAAGAGAGGGAGGGGGCCGGGUCGGACCUCUCAGAGGCAGCGGCGGCGGCACCCGCAGCGAAGGCGAAGUCGAAGAAGGCGACCGAUGACAAGGCGGCGAAACAGAGAACGAAGAGCCCGCGAGCCGGGUCGCAAGACGCGGGGGCGGUGGUAGUCGCCGAGGAACCCGUCAAGACCCCGCAGACGCUGGAGGGCAAGAAGGACGCGGAGCCGAAGACGGAGGGGACGAAGGAGGAAGGGGACAAAGAGGAGAGCAAGCCAAAGACCGACGCCGAUGCCGCUGCAUCCGAGCCGAAGGCGAAGCAAAAGAAGGAGAAGGCCGGUGUCAUGUCCCGCUGCCUGAGCAAGUUCUUCUGCCGGAAAACGAAGGAUGGCAAGGAUCUUGACCCGAAGGAGGAGGAGAGGGAAGCCAGGCAGGAGGCGAAGAAGGCGAAGGCCGCCGCCAAGAAGGCCAAGAAAGAGGAAGAAGAAAAGAAGAAGAAAGCGGGCGACAAAAAGAAGAAGGGCGGCAUCCUCGGCGGCCUGUGCGCCGGCGGCGGCAAGAAGUCCGCGAAGGACUCCGUCGGCAACAAAAACGGCGACACAAAGAAGCCAACGAAGGCCGACGAGGGGAAGGCGGCGGAGGAGGAGGCGGCGAAGAAGGAGGCAGGGGAGGAGGAGGCAAAGCCAGCAGCGACGACACAGGAAGAGGCGAAGAAGGAUGAAAAGCCCGCCGCGGCGCCUCCGGUGGAGCAUCCGUCCGACAAUGAGCCCGCAAAGGAGGCGGGGGAAAAAGACCAACAGGCAGCGGACGAGCCGGCGAAGUCCCCCACACAAGCGAGUCGUGCCAAAGGCGAGGCCACGGAGAAGCAGCCGGCGCACACCGACGCGGUGGGGACCACCGCCCCCCUCUCCGAGAGCUCCUCACCAGCCGCCGCGACAGACGAAGAGGCGAGCAACUCCGGAGCCGUGCCCGUGCCCGUGUCAGCCGAGGAGAAGCGACAUCGUCCGCGGGUCGCCGUCGCAAGCGCCACUGCGGCCCCGGUCAGCGCGGCAGAAUCGAAAAGGAAGCGAAAGAAGACGAAGACAGACAAGAAGGCGUCUCGUCACGUCCACCGCCAUUCGCAUCCAGACGAAGGUGCCGCGGUGGAGCCGGAGAGAGCCGAAGAAGAAGAGGAGGAAGACGAGACGAUUGCUGUAAAAGACGCAUCCGCCUCCGCAGCAGCAGCGCAGCCGCCGCGCCGCCACCGUCGUCCUCGUGCCGGUGCCGUGGAGAAGGAGAAGGAGAAGAGGAAGAAGAGUUCCAAUGUCGCGAAGUCAGACAAGGGUAAGACGCCCAACAAGAAUGUCAUCUCGAUUGAGGCGACGCCGGUAAAUCAAACCUCACCGCUUAGAAAAACACCGAAUGCGUCGCCGGCGUCUGCGAAGAAAAAGGGCGGACCUAACGCGUGGGAUGACGUGGACUGA